AUGAAUACUUUAAAAGAGCUCGAGGAGAAUAUCUCCCAGGUCGAGUAUGACUCGUUGAAGAAGGUCUUUCAAAAUCUUGAUUCCCGCAAGGACGGGCGGCUGGACACGCAGGAAAUUCUGGACGCCGUCCUGCGGUUGGGGUACCGAUCAACUUUGCGCGAGAUUGAGCUGAUGAUCUGGGAAGUGGACGAUGACCUGGAUCAGCAUGUCUCCUGGGAGGAAAUAUCCAUGUGCACAAGAUAGAACUUAUCCCCCCCGCGGCGCCCGCGGUUCGCUCCCCUCAUAAGAAAGUAAUUCGGAAGGCGAGGCAUGAACUACAGCAACAAAGUUUAUUCCGCAUUAAGUACGAUAGUUCGGAUAUUUAUUUUUCGGAACAGAACAAUUAUGUGGUCUAGUAAAAAUCGGGAUCGAUUUUAUUUGGGUUCCUUCUUCCGAAACUACGUCGAUGAGCGCUGCUUCAAUCAAGAGGAUGUUGUGGAGUGGAUCUGCAUUCUAAUUUGAAUGACAUCAAAUGAGGCGAGGAACUACGAGGCGGGAGAAGGUUCUUGCACUCUCAUAGAUGUUCCUCGUAAUGUACCAGCGCUGCAUCAGCGAUCGCACGGGUCUGGAGCCGCGGGGUCUCUUCAACCUGGUUCAGUUUCUCAUGUACGAUAAGGACUAUCAAAUGUAAUGCACGUACGUCUCGGUCUGCAAUGGAGCAGGGAAUUGAUUUCCAAUGAAGGUCUUUUUUUGCGUGCUACUACCGGCUCCUUGACAGGACCAUGACAACUUUAUUUCCCAGAAGGUUUCUUGCGAAUUCUAAUUAAAUCGUGUUCAGCACGACUAAAAACAAAGAAGCUGACCAGUCAUGACAAUAUUCAUCCAUGCAAGAUUGAUGAAGAUCCCAGGAAUUUCGCAUUACAAAUCCAGCGCCCCACCGACCCAGACUACUAUAUUUGCAAUGCAUAAGGACAACCUCGGUUCCAUUUCUGUGGAGCAAACCCUACAGAUCCUGUUCGUGCGCUACGGCCGGGAGAAACUCGACGCGGAAAUCCAAGUACGUAUUGCAAAUGUAGUGUCUGGGUCUGGUACUAGUGUGCAAACUCGUGAACAUGAGUAGGUGUUCACACAUCAAAAUAGAUCUGUCUGGCGUGAUCAGGAUGAGAGACACGGAAUUUCAUGCAGCUAGCAUGGAUAUAAUGCUGGAUGUUGACGUACCUCGCACAAUUUCUCCAGACGGCUCAGACAUCUUGGUCAAUUCGAUAGCACGAAAUUUUCGGCGACGACGGCGAUAAGCAGAGUGGGCGCACGGCUGCUGACGGCCAAGAGAAGCGCAUCACCUUCUCCGAGUACCUUCAGCGGGUGAAUGCGCGGCUGAAAAAAACCCGGAGCGCCAAACCGGAAGUCACAAAAGUGCAGAUCAUCACGAAGGAGCAGGCCGCGGCCGCGAAGAAAAAAACACUCUCCAAGCUCUUCACGUGAAGAAGUAGAUGAGGUGGUUGAGCCGACAGCGUAAACUCCUGGCCUGGUGCCGUGGCAGCCUUUGUGAAAAAGUAGAGAGGACAGCACAUGUACAUGAAGAAGAACCGAGUAUAAAAUAAAAUGUACAACAAGUAGAUCCAAAUCUUUCCGCAACGAGCUUGUUAGUGACAAAUAAAAAUAUAAUUGUCGAUAUUCACAACUCAAUAGAAGAGAAAUGAAAACAAAUGCAGUACGGGUACACCGCCGAUACGACGUUUUUAAUCAUGCAGUGCUGCUGCACGAUGAAGUACAUAAUAAAGUGAGCUUCUCCACAUAAAAAAGUACCAGGUCAUACUACCUAAGAACAGUUAGAGACGCCACGGUAAAUAAGCGAAAGGACUCCGUCUUGUGCUAUUCAUCGGACAGCUGCCGGGUGCUUUUGCCACAUUCAGG
This is a messenger RNA of Amoebophrya sp. A120, 1893 nucleotides long. NCBI's taxonomy places the organism in Eukaryota, Dinophyceae, Syndiniales, Amoebophryaceae. The record is from the annotation of a GenBank genome assembly.